Molecule: messenger RNA, 912 nt
Organism: Erigeron canadensis
Lineage: Eukaryota; Viridiplantae; Streptophyta; Magnoliopsida; Asterales; Asteraceae
Product: receptor-like protein EIX2
Exons: 1
Coding region: 1-912 (303 amino acids)
Molecular function (GO): protein binding
Source: RefSeq, a predicted model, not a curated record
AUGGAUUUGGGAAACAAUUUAUUGAGAGGUAAGAUCCCUUUAUGGAAUGGAAAAAAGCUAUCAAACCUUGAAAUCUUGAAUCUCCAAUCAAAUAUGUUUGUGGGUAACAUUCCACUUGAACUAUGUCAAAUCGAAACUUUCCAAUAUUUAAACUUGGCAAGUAAUAGCAUAACUGGAAACAUUCCUCGGUGCUUUGGUAAUUUAACCGGUAUGAUAAAGAGUGACCACAAGUUGGAAAACAAAAUUUCUAUAUAUGAAGAAAAUAUUGAAGCUCGCAUAAAAGGUAUUGAACUAAAGUACACCAGCACAAUUCGGUUUCUUAUAUCCUUAAAUCUUUCAAGCAACAAACUUAUUGGUGAAAUACCUGAUGUGUUGAUGAGCUUGGAAGCAUUGACUAAUUUGAAUCUUUCUAGAAACCAGUUAAGUGGACAUAUUCCUACAAUGAUCGGAACUCUAAAGUCAAUGGAAUCUUUAGAUUUGUCAGCUAACAAGUUGUUUGGUUUUAUUCCUCCAAGUUUAGCUAGCUUGAACUCUCUAGGCUAUUUGAACCUAUCAUUCAAUAAAUUAUCCGGUCCACUACCAGUUGGAAGUCAUUUCAAGACUUUUGAUAAUCCCGCUAUAUAUGAAGGGAACAAUCGAUUAUGUGGGUUCCCAUUAUUGAGUUGCAAAGGAAAUAUGUUAUCAUACACUCGUGUUGGUGAUUAUGAAGGUGAAAACGGUUCACAAGAUUUCUCGCCAUUUUAUGCUGGUGUGGUCUCAGGAUUUGUUGUUGGUUUCAUGGGACUUAUUGUUAGCUUGAAAUAUAUUAUGAUUUGGAGGAUAACUUACUUUGAAAUGAUAGAGAAUGUUUACGUGUUUUUAAUGGUUUCCAUUAUAGUGGCUUUUGCUCGAUUAAAGAAGAAGUUUUUCUAA